Messenger RNA from Ogataea philodendri, 1305 nucleotides. RefSeq lists its product as uncharacterized. Gene Ontology annotation, molecular function: L-lysine transmembrane transporter activity; L-glutamate transmembrane transporter activity; L-arginine transmembrane transporter activity. Gene Ontology annotation, cellular component: fungal-type vacuole membrane. Lineage: Eukaryota; Fungi; Ascomycota; Pichiomycetes; Pichiales; Pichiaceae. The record is from RefSeq and is a predicted model, not a curated record. The coding region runs from base 1 to 1305 and encodes 434 amino acids. Gene Ontology annotation, biological process: amino acid transmembrane transport. The transcript has a single exon.
AUGACUAAAGCCUCAGUUUCAUCCUCGGUAGUGAAUACUGUGAACACCAUCAUUGGUUCGGGUAUGUUGGUUCUCCCCUAUGCUUUCAAGACCGAUUCGGUUCUUUGGGGAAUCCUAAUCCUGAUAUUCGCAGCAGUGACGAACAUUUUGGGAUUAUUUCUACUGGCAGUGUCAUCUAAAUACCUCAGAGAGGGCAAUGCAAAUUUCUUCACUGUCUCGUUGAUCACCGAUCCUAGCCUGAGUGUCAUUUUCGACUUUGCCAUUGCGCUUCAGUGCUUCGGUGUCAACAUAUCCUACGUCGUUCUGACCGGAGAUCUGUUACCGUUGAUAUUUCCGAUAUCUGGAUAUUCGGACUCGCAAGCACGGACAUUUUACAUCCUUUUGUCAGCGUUUAUCACCGUUCCGCUCUGUUUCUUGAAAAGACUGGAUAGUCUCAAAUAUGCGUCGGUGGUGUCCUUGGUUGCAAUUGCUUAUUUGGUGAUCUUAGUUUACGCAAACUUUGGCUAUGCUCUAGCCACAGGUUUUGAAAACGUUCCAAUUGAUAAACAAGGUACAAUUUCAUGGUGGAAGCCAGAAGGGUUCAAGCAGGUCUUCAAGACUUUCGCCAUCAUCGUGCUGGCCUUCACCUGUCCCAACGAGUUUUCCAUCAUCUCUGAGCUCGAUAACCCGACUCUUUCGAGAAUCCUGAAAAUCAUCGCAAUUUCUCUAUCAGUUACCACCGCACUGUUUGUCACUGUUGGUCUGUCCGGAUACUUCACCUUUGGUAGUUCGCUUACCGGAAACAUUAUUCUGAUGUACCAAGAAACAUGGUACACCAAGCUGGGAAUGGCUCUCUUGGCACUUAUGGUGUUGCUAUCAUUCCCUCUGAUGUUCCAUCCAGCUCGUAUUUCAUUCCACAACAUUUCGCAUUGGAUAGAAACGACCUACAUCCGUUCCGAGGAAAGUACUCCACUGAUUGAAUCUGAAGCCGCUGCAAUCCCUCUUUCUCAGUCGAGAUUCGUCAAGUUGACCAUCAUCAUGCUGAUUGUGGCAUAUUUUGCUGCACUCAAACUCAAAUCUUUCGAGCUGGUGCUCUCCAUUGUGGGUUCGACCGGUGGAGUUCUUAUAUCGUUCGUGCUUCCAGGGUUCUAUGGUUACAAGCUUAUCAACAAUGCAGAGAAACGCGGAUUUUUGGAAAUCUAUUCACCAGAGGACAGUGGACACUGGGUCUUCCGCAAUGAGACUUUGAAGAAGCUCUCUCUUGCAUUGGUGUUUUGGGGAAUUGCAGUCAUGUUCAUUUCCCUAUAUUCAACAUUAUUCGAAUGA